AAUUAUCAAAAUUGUGUCAUUUCUAAAGUUUUCGCAAUAUUCAAGUAGAUGAUUAUUUAAAUGACCUAAAGUUCGCGGCAAAACCGUACGACAGUCGCACGCGCGCGAUGCAUCGAUGUUGGACGUUCACAGUACAUGUGUGUGGUAAUCCAUUGUGCAAAGCCAUCAAUGAUCAAAUCAUCAGUGCUCUGGCGCGGCAUGAGUGCUGGUAGGCCUACAUACUGUGUUACCUGUUUAUGUGGAUCGAUCGUUCACUCUUAUCCACUGAAGCAUGCUACGGUGGAUCGCGCCCUUCCCAAAGCAGUUUCAAAUUUUCCUAAGUUUCGCUAUGAAAGAUAUGAUCGGCCGUAAAGUUCUUUCCGGAAAUGUCAUCACAGCGAUGAAAAUGUCUGCACAAAGUGAAGAGAGUGUGGCAAGAAAUUACGAGGAGGCUGUCCACAAAUUGAACGCCCUGCAGAGUAAUGCUUCGGUAUUGGCCAGUGCAAGGAAUAACAGGCUGAAUGAAACUGCCAAAGGCAACAUCAAGAAAGUGGAGGAAUUCCUGCAAAGGGCUGGUUUGGAGGUUGAGCAGCUGGAUGACCUGUCCAUUAUCCAUGUUAGUGGUACUAAGGGGAAGGGGUCAGUUUGCGCUCUCUGCGAGAGCAUGCUGAGAGCUAGCGGCUUCAAGACGGGCUUCUUCAGCUCACCUCACUUGGUGGAGGUUCGGGAACGAAUCCGCAUCAACGGCACACCCUUACCAAGGGAUGUUUUCACCAAGUACUUCACCACCAUCUUUGACCGCUUGGAGGAGACUAAAGCAUCCCACAGUGGUGAGAUGCCGGCUUACUUCCGGUUUCUCACCAUUCUGGCUUUCCAUGUUUUCCUCAAGGAAAAGGUUGAUGUUGCUGUUGUUGAAGUUGGUAUUGGUGGAUCCUAUGACUGCACCAAUGUUAUCAGGAAGCCAGUUGUGGUAGGUGUAACUUCACUAGGAUUGGAUCACACCAGCAUACUAGGGGAAACAAUUGAAAAGAUAGCAUGGCACAAAGCGGCCAUAUCCAAGCCUGGCCGACCAGCUUUCACCGUGCCUCAGCCAGAGGGCGCCAUGAAGGUUGUCAAGGAUACAGCAAUGGAAUGUGGGGCAUCAUCAGUGGAGUGUGCACCAGACAUAGAGAGCUACAGCUUCAAUGGCAUUGCGCUCAGACUUGGCUUGACUGGGAAGCAUCAACACACAAAUGCAUCGCUGGCCUUGCAGCUAUGCAAAACCUGGAUAGAGAACUAUCUGAAGACAACUGGGCAUAAACACAAAUAUGGAUCUGAAGUUCCACGCGGUGAUACAUUCCAACUCGUACUUGAUUCCAACUCAACUAUAUCUGCAGCAGCUGAUGUUGGCAUGGCGACUGCCAAGCCUUUUGUUGUGCCUCCAUAUUUCAUGAAAGGUUUGGAAGAGUGUUACUGGCCAGGUCGUAAUCAGACAGUGAAGCGUGAGAAUAUGACAUUUUACAUUGACGGCGCCCACACUCCAAGGAGCAUCCAAGCUUGUCAGAACUGGUUCAUGACAGCAGCCGAGGAAGAGGGCUGGAUACUAGACCGACCAAUCAAACGCAUCUUAAUCUUUAACUCCACAGGAGAUCGUGAUGAGUACAGUUUACUCAGGCCACUUGUAGGCUGCCAAUUUGACGGUGCUGCCUUUUGCCCAAAUAUCACUGGAAACACAGCCUCGGGAAACUCUGCAGGUGAAGCAAGACAGGACCCUGGGGUUGCUAUGGGAAUGGUUGUCAAGACUUCAGAUCAGACCUCCUGCUCCACCACCAAGGACAAGCAGUUGGCUCGCUGCCAACGCAAUCUUAUCGCCUUUGAAAAUCUGCUGGAUGAAGAGGCCCAAGCGGAUCUCAUGUUGACCAUUCAGGAUGUAGCGCGGUAUCCGUCGGUAGACUGGCACAGCCGUCUGUACAGGAAUCGUGAGACGUCCACCCAUGAAGCCAGUGCCGUUGACACCACCAAAGCAGCUGUUGUGCAGCAACAGACGCAGUUACGCACAGACUCAGCAGACGUCACACAGGCAGUAACAACGGUGCUGCCCAGCAUUGCAGAUGCUCUUAGCUGGGCGUCGACAUGGGCAGACCGAGAACACUGCCGAGUGGGAACCACGAACUAUGCCACAUUGGCAGUCCACAAGCCACACGUCCAGGUGUUGAUUACCGGGAGCCUCCAUUUAGUGGGAGGGGUGAUCUCAGUUUUAGAUCCUGAACUAGUAAACAGACGAGGGAGCUAAUCACUUUUAGAUCAGUGCAGGUAUGUACAUUCAGUCUAGAGACACCUUUCAUAUGGUGAUAAGCUCUCCAGAUAUGGCUGCUGUAGCUGUUUUGAAGCACAGUAUUACUCAUCAGAGUGAUAUUUUUAUUUCUGUUUCGGUGCUACAAUCGUAUUCCAGUCAUUUGCAAACAGUUGUUAAUCAAUGUAUUUUCACUUUGAAUGAGAAAACCUUCUUUGAAGUGCCAAACAUUAAAUCAAACAAAAUGAGAUUUGCCAUUUCAGUGUGAUUAUGUAAUUACUGUGUAACAAUGGCUUAUGGCAAUCUUGUGUUUGAAAGGAAAAAUACUAUUUAAAUGCCCCGUUGUGCUGUGACAGUUGUAUCAGUUGAGAAAUAAUUUCAUCAUUUUCAUAUGGGUAACAUUGGAUUUGUAAAUCAGUCAGUACUUCAUCUCAUUCCGAAUGAACUGCUAGAGUUUCAUGUAUGUAUGUAUGCUAAUUACAGCUCGACGUACACCUCCUUUCCUUUGAACAAAUUUUCUUCAGAUUCAGUGCCCCCCUUUACAGGCAUGCUGAGUUUCAAAAGGAUUGUUGACUUGACAGCUGAGACGGGGGGGGGUGCUGGGUUUAAACAAAAUUGCCAGCCCCUGUCGUAGCCCUUCUAGACAGAAAAAAAACAAAAUUCUUGGGAAGAUUGUUUUGGCUUUUCACAAGCAUGUUUGUUCAGUUCAAGGCCUAACAAAAGCAGUUCUUUUUUCUUGUUUUCCAACCCACUGACCCAACCUGGAAAAUCCCACAGACAGUGUGUCAGAACAUACAUUUCUUAUUUGAAAAAAUAACAAAAAUACAAAAAUGGUGCCAGUCCUAGAACCUAAUUUAUCUGUAUGUCAUGCUGUAUUUUCAUUUAGUGGGUUAUUCAUUUUUUCUUAAAGCUGGCUGGCUUGAAGAAGAACUUGGCCCCCUUCUUGCAUUUGUACCCUCAACCACAACCAAACAAGGACAGUAUUGAAAUAUAGAAUUAAAUCUGACCUCGUGAUUUCAUUUCAAAUGAGUUUACACUUAAAUACAAGUUAACAAUUCUAAAUAAGCCAUUUGCAAGUUAAAUUUGAAUAUAAUCUGGUACACUGAGUGUGAUUGCACAUAAACAUAGCUA
Molecule: messenger RNA, 3382 nt
Organism: Acanthaster planci (crown-of-thorns starfish)
Lineage: Eukaryota; Metazoa; Echinodermata; Asteroidea; Valvatida; Acanthasteridae
Product: folylpolyglutamate synthase, mitochondrial-like
Biological process (GO): tetrahydrofolylpolyglutamate biosynthetic process
Cellular component (GO): cytoplasm; mitochondrion; cytosol
Molecular function (GO): tetrahydrofolylpolyglutamate synthase activity; ATP binding
Source: RefSeq, a predicted model, not a curated record